GAUAGAUGCAGCUUUCAUCUUUCUUUAUUUUUUCCUUAAACUAGCUUUCAUCUCUUGCAAAUUGUUAAAUAAAGAUUCAGUUUAUUUUUGUUAGUUUAAGAGUUUCAUUUUCUUUGAACAAAUACAGAUUCUCCCUAAUCUGAAGAUUCUUUCUAUAAACAAGUGCUCGAAGAAUCUUUCAACUAUCACUCCCUACAUAUUUCAGGAGAAACAUAACUACUUUUCCAUUCACAACAACAUAAAGUGCGAAGAAGAAGAAAGAAGAUAUGGCCACUUGUCCUCCAUUCGACUUCUCGGCGAAAUAUUACAACAGUGGCGGAAGCGUAUGCGAGAGGCGGAGCAGCUUCUUCGGAGAUACGACGGUGCUCGACCAAGGCGUUGGGUACGCCGUCAUUCUCGGUUUUGGUGCUUUCUUUGCCGUCUUCACAUCUGUUUUGGUUUGGUUAGAGAAACGAUAUGUGGGGGCUCAACAUACCUCUGAAUGGUUCAACACAGCUGGAAGAAACGUCAAGACAGGACUCAUUGCGAGUGUCAUUGUGUCACAAUGGACAUGGGCUGCGACAAUACUGCAAAGUUCAAACGUCGCAUGGCAGUAUGGUGUUAGCGGACCGUUUUGGUACGCUAGUGGGGCCACAAUACAGGUACUCUUGUUUGGUGUGAUGGCGAUUGAAAUAAAAAGAAAAGCUCCUCAUGCUCACACGGUCUGCGAAAUAGUGAAGGCUCGAUGGGGAACCGCAACACAUAUAGUUUUCUUGGUGUUUUGUCUAGCGACAAACGUGGUAGUGACGGCUAUGCUAUUGCUCGGUGGCUCGGCCGUGGUGAAUGCUCUCACCGGAGUGAAUAUAUACGCUGCAAGCUUUCUGAUUCCUCUCGGGGUCAUUGUUUAUACUUUGGCAGGAGGACUUAAAGCUACUUUCCUCGCAAGCUAUGUUCACUCUGUCAUAGUUCACGUGGUUUUAGUCGUCUUUGUGUUUCUGGUCUACACAUCGAGUAGUGAGCUUGGGAGUCCAUCUGUGGUCUAUGACCGGCUAAGAGAUAUGGCCGCUAAGUCAAGGACAUGCAUUGAACCACUCUCACACCAGGAUCAAGCUUGUGGUCCUGUUGACGGCAACUACAAAGGCUCUUAUCUCACCAUGUUGAGCUCUGGUGGUGCUGUGUUCGGUAUCAUCAACAUUGUAGGAAACUUCGGCACUGUCUUUGUCGACAAUGGUUACUGGGUGAGUGCAAUAGCUGCUCGACCUUCAUCAACCCACAAGGGGUAUUUGCUUGGUGGACUCGUGUGGUUUGCUGUGCCUUUCUCUCUAGCCACCUCCUUAGGCCUCGGCGCACUUGCCCUCGACUUGCCUAUAAGCGCAGAUGAGGCUAAUCGAGGUCUAGUCCCGCCUGCUACUGCCAUUGCUCUCAUGGGUAAAUCAGGAUCCUUGCUUCUUCUCACUAUGCUUUUCAUGGCUGUAACAUCGGCUGGUUCUUCCGAGCUGAUCGCUGUGUCAUCGCUCUUCACCUACGACAUCUACCGAACAUACAUAAACCCUAGAGCAACCGGAAAGCAGAUCUUGAGAGUCUCAAGAUCCGCGGUUCUUGGAUUUGGAUGUUUCAUGGGGAUUCUUGCAGUGAUCUUGAACAAAGCCGGGGUUUCGCUCGGAUGGAUGUAUCUCGCGAUGGGAGUUCUCAUUGGCUCUGCCGUUAUUCCCAUUGCUUUCAUGCUUCUGUGGAGUAAAGCUAAUGCCUUUGGUGCGAUUCUGGGGUCGAUCUCUGGCUGUGUUCUUGGGAUUGUUACUUGGUUAUCAACCGCAAAGAUUCAAUACGGACGUGUUGAUCUUGAUACCACAGGGAGAAAUGCACCCAUGCUUGCUGGUAACCUCGUUGCUAUUCUAACAGGAGGGUUGAUCCAUGCGGUGUGUAGUCUAGUACAGCCACAGAACUACGAUUGGUCGACGACGAAGGAAAUCAAAGUGGUGGAAGCUGAGGCUCCAGGGAACGAUAUCGAUGUUCCUGUAGAGGAGCUAAAAGAAGAGAAGCUGAGAAGAGCCAAAGCUUGGAUUGUUAAAUGGGGUCUUGUCUUCACUCUCCUCAUUGUUGUCAUCUGGCCAGUUCUCUCUCUCCCAGCACGUGUGUUUAGCAGAGGAUAUUUCUGGUUUUGGGCAAUUGUGGCUGUAGCUUGGGGAACUAUAGGAUCGAUUGUGAUAAUUGGUUUGCCUUUGAUUGAAAGCUGGGAAACGAUCAAGAGCGUUUGUAUGGGAAUGUUCACUAACGAUAGGUUAAUGAACAAGCUUGAUGACUUGAACCAUAGGCUUCAAGCUUUAACCAAGGCUGUACCAGAAGCUGAGAGGAUUUAUCUGCUAGAAAUCGAGAAGACUAAGAAAACCGAUGAAGAAAGUUAAAGUAAGAGCAAUAUGGUUGUAUAAAAGAUUGUGUGAUAUCAAAUCAGAACUAUAUUAGUUUCAAAAAAAAAAAAAAAAUCAGAACUAUAUCCUAUUGUUCAACGUGUUCCUCGUCUAAUGUACUAUGCACAUGCCUAAUUUGUUCUUAUUCCACUUGUCGUCCUUCCUUAAUUGGUUUGAUUUUUCUCCAUUUCGACACUUUUAAGCUGCACAUAUAUGAUCAAAUUCUGUUUGAUCGUUGCUGAUGAAAAAUAAAUUUGUAUACUUCUAAUGUAGAAUGCUGAUUUGUACGA
Raphanus sativus (radish) is the source of this 2674-nucleotide messenger RNA. RefSeq names its product urea-proton symporter DUR3. Bases 267 to 2381 code for a protein of 704 amino acids. Gene Ontology annotation, molecular function: urea transmembrane transporter activity. The record is from RefSeq and is a predicted model, not a curated record. The transcript is spliced from 10 exons. Gene Ontology annotation, cellular component: plasma membrane. NCBI's taxonomy places the organism in Eukaryota, Viridiplantae, Streptophyta, Magnoliopsida, Brassicales, Brassicaceae. Gene Ontology annotation, biological process: urea transmembrane transport.